AUGAAGCACAGCACUUCAUCAGUGACUGAGCACGACAGUGGCCAGGGUAUUUUACCAAUGUCUUCUCAUACACCAUCUGCGCCAGAAGAUAGCAGCAACAAGGAGUCCUAUGCUGUCUCUCCUCCGAGUGCCAAUAACUUUCUCGAAAAUGGCAGCAAUACACCACCGAAAAGUGGGGUGCCCAGUGCAUUGAGACAGAAUAUCUUCAUGAUUUUCAUUACCUUGACCCAACUGGUUCAGAUGAUUCCUUUAGGUGCUGCUAUUAAUUCUAGUUUCGCUAUCGAGGCAGCUUUGGGUGCUACAGAGGCUCAGUCGGUUUGGAUUGUUGCCUCAUACCCCUUAACUCAAGGAACUUUCGUUCUGAGUGGCUGUCGUUUAGGUGCGGUCUAUCGUCACAAAAACGUCUUUACCGCUGGUUGCGUUUGGUGGACUCUUUGGGCUUUAUGUGGUGGAUUCUCCGACAAUUUGAUAUCUAUGUGCAUUGUGAGAGGCUUCUGUGGAAUUUGUGGUGGUCUCAUGAUACCGAACAUUGUGGUUUUGCUAGGCAUCACUUUUCCACCCGGGAAGAAACGAAAUUUGAGCUUCGGUCUGUUUGGCGCAAUGGCACCAGUCGGCGCUGCCGGUGGUUCUCUAUGA
Sclerotinia sclerotiorum 1980 UF-70 is the source of this 636-nucleotide messenger RNA. RefSeq lists its product as hypothetical. NCBI's taxonomy places the organism in Eukaryota, Fungi, Ascomycota, Leotiomycetes, Helotiales, Sclerotiniaceae. The record is from RefSeq and is a predicted model, not a curated record. Gene Ontology annotation, molecular function: transmembrane transporter activity. Bases 1 to 636 code for a protein of 211 amino acids. Gene Ontology annotation, biological process: transmembrane transport. The transcript has 2 exons. Gene Ontology annotation, cellular component: membrane.